AUGCAGGCCAACUCUCACGUGCUGGAAACCUCCUCGGACGUGGAGGAGCAGCGCUCCGAACUCCUUGGGAACAUGCGCCUGCCAGGCGCAAGCAUGCCUGGGCGCCUCGCUUUUGGUUUGGGCUUGCUCGGCUUCGCAUUGCUGGGGCUGGGCUUCCUCGCCGGCCGCACGACGAUGCCGCCGCAGCCCUCGAGCGAGGCCUUCGAAUCCGCGGUGAUCCAGCGCUUCGACCAGUCGCACACAGAUGCCGUGGUGAAAGACAUCUUCAACCAGUUCGAUGCGAACGGCGACGGGGUUUUGGACAUGAGCGAAACAAAAGGCCUCCUGAAGCAGGUGUUGAAGGAGACGGGGGAAACUCGAAGCGACGAUGAGAUUCAUGAGGCCGCCCAGGAGCUUGACCACGAUUCCUCCGGAGGGGUUCAGAAGACCGAGCUGAAGCAACUCGUGAACCACCUCAUGAGUGGCUUCAAGCGCUAA
Molecule: messenger RNA, 477 nt
Organism: Symbiodinium necroappetens
Lineage: Eukaryota; Dinophyceae; Suessiales; Symbiodiniaceae
Source: the annotation of a GenBank genome assembly